GUGCACUUCAUCAUGAAUUCGCAGUUUCUAGAAACCAAAGUUUCUUCCCCUUCCUUGUUUGGAUAUUUCUGAAACUUUGUCUCUCCCAUCACAUUCCCACACUAUCCUCUGUUUUCUCUUUCCUCUGUUUCAACUUUCGCUUGUUUCUGUUUUUCUUCUGGCUUGUCUUGUUAGGGGGAUUAAGUUUUCUUCAAGGCUUGGUUUAACAGCGACGGAAAGAGAAGUAGCCAUUCGACACGUAACAAUUUCUGAGCCUAGUUACAGUGUGGUGUGGAAUUUGCAACAUUGUUAGCCAAGUCACCUUAUGUAAAACAGAGAGAUUGGUGCUUAUCAAGAAAAAAAAAGAAAAACAGAGAGAUUGGUGUUGAUUGAACAGAUAGAUUGAGCAAUUUGCGGGGGAAAAUGGGUAUCUAAAUGCCAAUAAAUAGAAGACUUUGACUCAAUUCUCUUUCUUCUUCUUUGAAAGAAACAAAAAAAUUUCAAUCCCAAUAAUUUCUCAAACUGUCUUUAUUUUCUCUGUUUCUUUUUACUUUUCUCCUCUGUUUUUCCCUGAUCUGGAUUCUCCAUACUUCUCAUUGUAUUCAAGGUUGGAAGAGAAGAAGUUGAAACUCCUCUUUAGUUCUUCCCUCUGUUUCUGUUCUGUUUCUGUGAUACCAUGAUUUUGGAUAAAGGGUCAAUGCAAUCUAAGUCUAACCUUGACUGCUUCCUAAGGUGCACCACACCUGUGGUGCCAUCUCAGUUUCUUCCAAAGCAUGAUAUUAGAAAGCUUAACCCUUUAUGGCAUCCAUGGAAUAGAGAAGCAGUUGAGUAUUUCACUCUGGGUGAUCUAUGGAAUUGCUUCCAUGAAUGCAGUGUCUAUGGAGCUGGAGUUCCAAUCACCUUGGCCAAAGGGGAGACACUUGUGCAGUACUAUGUGCCUUACCUCUCUGCAAUUCAAAUAUUCACCAGCAACACCUUCAGGGAAGAGACUGAGUUAGGUGAAUGUGAGACAAGGGAUUCUUACAGUGACUCUUACAGUGAUGAGAGUGAGUGUGAUAAGCUAUGGAGAUGGGAUGGAACUUCAUCAGAAGAAGGAGGGUUUGAGCAGGAUUGUUUAUGGCACCAAAAUGACAGAUUGGGUCACCUCUAUUUCCAGUAUUUUGAAAGAUCAACUCCUUAUGGAAGAGUUCCUCUAAUGGAUAAGAUUACUGGGUUAGCCGAAAGAUUCCCAGGGUUGAUGUCACUUAAAAGCGUUGAUCUUUCACCAGCAAGUUGGAUGGCAGUUUCUUGGUAUCCUAUAUAUCAUAUCCCUAUGGGAAGAACAAUUAAAGAUCUUUCAACAUCCUUCCUCACUUACCACACACUUUCAUCUUCAUUCCAAGAUAUGGACCUUGAUGAUGACAUUGAGGGAGCCCACGAGAAGAGAAAGGAAGGUGAAGGCAUCUCCCUGCCCCCAUUUGGUCUGGCCACGUACAAGAUGCAAGGGAAUGUGUGGAUCUCAGGCCAUUGUGGUAGGGACCAAGAGAGGGUAGUUUCACUCUUGAGCGUGGCAGAUUCAUGGUUAAAGCAACUAAAGGUUCAACAGCAUCAUGACUUCAACUACUUCAGGGGCAUUCGGCAUGGCUAAACGUACAAAUCAAUGAUGAGAAGAAACUUCUCUAAGUAGCUUCUAGAUGUCGAGAAAUUGAUUCGGCCUUUGCUUGGACCAUUAGUUGCACUUCUUUUCUCUGCUCUUGAGUAAGUGUGGGGAAUGAGGAAUUGUAGUUGUGUAACCCUUGUGAGCAUUUUAGGACAAGAACUUGUGGGGUUGGUUAACACAUUAAUUGACUACUCUUAGUAACCUCUUCUCAUGAGGUAUUUGUAUGUAGAGAGGUCAGGUGAGCAUAGUAAUUUGAACUUUCAUAACUUCGUAUUGACAAUGAUAGUUAACGGAUGAGAUGAGAGGUUGAAUUUUUCUGCAA
This is a messenger RNA of Lotus japonicus, 1940 nucleotides long. RefSeq lists its product as uncharacterized. Lineage: Eukaryota; Viridiplantae; Streptophyta; Magnoliopsida; Fabales; Fabaceae. Bases 656 to 1606 code for a protein of 316 amino acids. The transcript has 6 exons. The record is from RefSeq and is a predicted model, not a curated record.